Messenger RNA from Paramecium pentaurelia, 406 nucleotides. The record is from the annotation of a GenBank genome assembly. Lineage: Eukaryota; Ciliophora; Oligohymenophorea; Peniculida; Parameciidae.
UAUGUAAUAAAAUAAUAAUAAUGGACAUUUUGAUCAUUUCUAAAUUAUGUUGGACAACAUAAAAUUGAUUAAAAAGGAAACCAAAGAACUUAGAGAUGCUUAUUAGAAUAGAAAAAAAGAUCUAGGAGAAAAUCAAAAAAAAUGGGCUAUUGCUAUCUAAAAUACUAAAAUAAGAAUAGAAAAUCUUAUUUAAUGGAUAAAUGAUUAUGGUUAAGUCAAUGUAAAAUGGGAUUUACCUUUUGAAAUAUUGGAACAACUUGAUAAAUUUGAUUUUCUUGAAGAAUAUAUAGAAAAUUUAAAAAAUCAAGUACAUUUUUACUAUGAAUAAUAAAAAUAUUAAAGUUAAAAUGCUAAACAAUUUAGUUAAUAUUUAAGAACAGGAAUGAAAAAUGAUUGUAUAUAAUGA